AUGUACAACCAUCCUGAUAGUAAUAAUAUUGGUAGCAAUGGCGUGAUUUUGUCAGAUGGAAAUGAUGUGGUGAUCGCAGAUGAUAUAUCUAACGCAGAAAAAACUUUCUAUUCCAAGAUUGAUGAUUACAAAAACGGUUUAUCAUCGGGUAUGCGUGAGCAGACUAUGAUAACUGUAUCAUACUAUAACAAAAUACUUAAUGCAUUAAAACAAACCACAUCUAGAAAAGAAACUGGUGUAAAUAGCUAUUUCUAUGCAUGGUGUAAAAAGUUUUUCAGAGUUGAUAAUUCAACUGGUGUUGAUUUACUAUGCUCAUCGAGAAAUGGUACUAGAUUGGUUAUAUUAGAGGCGUAUUAUACAAUUCUAAGAGAUGUGCAUGAGAAAACUGGCCAUGGAGGGCGUGAUAAAAUGAGCGUAGAGGUAAAACAGCAUUAUUAUUGGAUUCCAUCAAAAGUGAUUAGUAUUUAUUUAUCCACAUGUGUUGCAUGUCAAAUUAGGAAACCAGUUAAAAACCAUGUGGUGUCAACGGCAAUUGUAUCCCUUGGGUUUUUAACAAGAUUACAAAUAGAUCUGAUUGAUUCAAGAACAAGACCGGAUGGUGAAUUUACAUGGAUCCUUCAUGCACGAGAUCAUUUUUCAAAAUUUUCAUGGGCAUAUGCACUGGAGACAAAAGAGGCUAAGAAUGUGGCUGAGCAUCUAACAUCAUUGUUUUAUCAAUUCGGCCCUUGUAAAAUACUGCAAUCGGAUAAUGGCAAAGAAUUCACCGCGCAGGCAAUCAAAGAUUUGAAAAUAAUAUGGCCAGGUUUAGUGAUUAUUAAUGGUAGACCAGGGCAUCCACAGUCUCAAGGGCUUGUUGAGCGUGGAAACGCAACUCUAUGUGAUAUACUGGGAAAGUUUUUGCAUGAUCGAGGGACCGAUCACUGGACCCAAUGUUUAGGUGCUGUUAUAUAUUCAAUGAACACAAGUUUAGCACGGGGUAUUGACACAGUUCCUUUUGAAAUUAUGUUCGAUCAGAAACCAAGAGUUGAUUUAGCGUUGUGGCAAGUAAUAGUGGAACAAGGGAUGGAGGAUAAGGAGGAUUUACCAGACACAAUUGCUCAUCAACUGACAAGUGAGGGAGAUUUAACAUCUGUCAAUAACCAACCAGCUUCAUCUGCUACAUGUCAUUUAAGUACAUCCAAUAAAACCGAUGAUGUUAUUGAACAGCCACAGUUUGAUGAAUCUAGUCGAGCAAAUCUUGGUUCUCAAAAUUCACAACAUAUGUCCAUCAGAGACAGAGCUGACGAGGUAUAUUUAGCCAAUGCUAACAAACGAAUAACAGCUCAUAAUCGGUGCGUUCAACACUUAUCAGAAAAUUGUGCUGUUGGUGAUUUUAUUGGAGUCAAGAUAGAUAAAGUUGACAGAACCAUUGCCGAUCCAAAACUCUUACCGUGUGUUAUUAUUGAUAAAAAGCAUCAUGACGUUAAAGUUGCAUGUGUAAAUGGAAUAAUCGAUCAAUGGUGGCCUUUAGAAUCAUUAGUUCCUUUAACUACGGUACCUCAAGAAUUACUUGAUUUAAAUCUCAGUGAAUUGAAAGAAAUACCACUAAUUACAGCUUCAAAGCUUUUUGUUCGUAAUGCUCUCAAUGGUGUCACUUGCUCAUGCAAAGCUGAAUGUAAUGAUGAUCCAUUAGGUACUAGUCCAUAUGUUGUUCCUGAAAAUCAGUCAAUUUUAUAUUACAAUCCAAAUGUUCAGUUGAAACCACCUUAUUCAACAUGUUCAUGGGUGCCCGAAGGUUUUACAUCAACUCCGAAAAUAGAUUGUCCACAAGAAGCACAAAAUGUCCUAAUGCCCAGGAUACCCUUAAAUUCAUGUAAAGAUUUAGUGACUUCAACAAUGAGGGCACAAUCGUUGAUUAAUAACUCAAAUUCAGUAAUUUAUUUACAAAAUGUAUCUACCAUUCAUUGUUCAUUAGCAUAUUUUUCAUGUUAUACGGAUUUGGAAAAUGAUAUUAUUCAACAGAUGUUAAAUAAGUUUAAAUGGACCAGUUUUACAUUAGCAUUCGAUGACGUAUCGUGUGAUGUAUCAACGGUAAGCAGCUAUCUUGUGGCCGUAGCUGAUUCUUUAUCACAAAAAACUUUAUUCAAUUUGGUUCGAAAUCUGGAACAUUUAAUUACGGAAAAAGGUGGUGUCAACAUUAAAUUACCCCGUCUAGAAACAUUUCACAUGACUCUUGCUGGUGUAACCUAUCAAUAUUCAUCCGAUUGUAAAAUUGAAGAAUUACGAACAAAAUUAUUACCUACUUUACCCAUGAAAAGGCUUGGAUCAGUAAGAGUUAUGAUUUUACGUAGUGCUUCGAUGACACAAGAUGGUGAGACAGCGAAAUAUCGUCUAUGUGAUUCCGUACUCCAUCUGCCUGAGAAUUUGAUUAAGUACGUAGGUACUCUAACUCUUGCAGCCGAAGUGGCAGCACCUAUUCGAAAUGAAUGUCCAGAAUAA
Didymodactylos carnosus is the source of this 2478-nucleotide messenger RNA. Lineage: Eukaryota; Metazoa; Rotifera; Eurotatoria; Philodinida; Philodinidae. The record is from the annotation of a GenBank genome assembly.